AUGGCGGGUGCUCCUGCCCAGGAUGAUGAUGACCUGAUACGGGAUGAAGACUAUGUUCCGGACCCCAAUUCACAACCACCAUCCGCAGGAGCCCAUAUUAAUGCUAGAGUGCAUGGAAUAGGGCCUGUUGUGUGGCUGCUUUCGCUGACAUAUUUACUUGCCAUGGUUGUCGCCCAUCACAUGCGCUUGUUUUGCAUGAUUGCAUCUGAGUUGAAUCAAACGACACGAUCCGUUGUGUUUGUUCAGAUGUGCGCGUGGUUUCGAUCUCUCUCGCGGAAUGGCUCUGCGUUUCUGCGAGCUGGGCCUCGAGUUGGGUUUGUACCUACUCGGACGCUGCAGCUGCCUCCGUGCUACUUGCUACCCCACUGUCCUGUGCCAGCUUCUGACUACACUCCGGUUCUUAUUGAGGUGUUUGUACAGGGCGCGGCGUAUCUCGACAACGACUUACGCAGGGGCUUUAGCAAUAGAAAGAAAAACACUGCACGGACAUGUUACAAUAUAGGUACUAGAGAAGGGUCGAGCUUCGUCGGCAGUAACCUUGUUCAAUAA
Molecule: messenger RNA, 549 nt
Organism: Suillus paluster
Lineage: Eukaryota; Fungi; Basidiomycota; Agaricomycetes; Boletales; Suillaceae
Exons: 3
Coding region: 1-549 (182 amino acids)
Source: RefSeq, a predicted model, not a curated record